Molecule: messenger RNA, 1440 nt
Organism: Carya illinoinensis
Lineage: Eukaryota; Viridiplantae; Streptophyta; Magnoliopsida; Fagales; Juglandaceae
Exons: 10
Coding region: 189-1295 (368 amino acids)
Cellular component (GO): cytoplasm
Source: RefSeq, a predicted model, not a curated record
CUUAAGAACCAUUUCUCCGCAUUUCUGGCAGCCAACCAAUUUGUUUCCUACCGAUCACUCUCUACUCCAAUACUUCAGAGCUCAUAGCAUUUUGCCAUUUUUGUUAAAUUUGUGAAAAACCUUUAUCGAAUUUAAGAAACCUAUUCUUGCUGGAGUUUGUUAUCCCUGGAGUUGUGUAAUUCCAAGAAAUGAUGGCCGUGCAUGUUAGUAGUGCGUGCUUUUCUGUGUCCAUUCACAGGAGAGUUCACCGGAUAAGAGCUGUUGCUUCUGAGGAAUUCGCUGCUUUGAAAUCAGCCGAAGAGAAGGUGAGUUUAGGCGCCUCUGAAUUGAAGGUCACAAAGCUUGGGAUUGGAGCUUGGUCUUGGGGUGACACAAGCUAUUGGAAUAACUCUGAAUGGGACGAUAGAAAACUGAAGGCUGCUAAGGCUGCCUUUGAUGUCAGUAUUGACCGCGGUAUAACUUUCUUUGACACUGCUGAAGUUUAUGGCUCUCGGCUAUCAUUUGGUGCCAUAAAUUCAGAAACUCUACUUGGAAGAUUUAUCAAGGAAAGAAAAGAAAAGGAUCCAAACGUGCAUGUUGCUGUUGCAACCAAGUUUGCAGCUUUGCCAUGGAGACUGGGCCGUCAGAGUGUCCUCAAUGCCCUUAAAGAUUCCCUCUGUCGCCUUGGACUAUCUUCAGUAGAUCUAUAUCAACUCCAUUGGCCUGGAGUAUGGGGAAAUGAAGGAUAUAUCAAUGGUCUUGGAGAUGCUGUUGAGCAGGGCCUUGUCAAGGCUGUAGGUGUUUCAAACUACAGUGAAAGGCGACUUCGCGAUGCAUAUGAGAAGCUCAAGACGAGAGGUAUUCCACUGGCUUCAAACCAAGUCAAUUACAGCCUCAUAUAUCGGGCACCUGAGGAUAAUGGUGUAAAGGCAACCUGUGAUGAACUCGGGAUCUCUUUGAUUGCAUAUUCACCUAUAGCCCAAGGUGUUCUUACGGGGAAGUAUACACCAGAAAAUCCACCAGCUGGUCCUCGCAGGCAGAUUUACACCCCUGAAUUUCUAACAAAGCUCCAACCUUUGCUUAACAGGCUUGUGGAAAUAGGAGAGGGCUACAGUAAAACUCCCACGCAGGUGGCUCUCAACUGGCUAAUAGCCCAGGAGAAUGUUGUGCCAAUACCAGGAGCAAAAACUGCAGAGCAAGCGGAGGAAUUUGCAGGUGCACUUGGCUGGAGACUUACUGUUGAUGAGAUAAAUGAGCUGCGUUAUUUGGCCUCACAGAUUAGACCUGUAGUUGGUUUCCCAGUUGAGAAGUUGUAAAUUUCAUUAUUAGCGUACGAAAGUAUAUUCCCUUAUCGCCUAAGCUGUAAAAUUACUCUCUAUACGAUUACAAAAGCUUCUGUAUUGACUCAUUCUGUUAUAGUCUAUCUUUCUUAGGAAAAUUUACGAAGCCUUUUUCUCCUUU